GCCGGCUGAUCUGGGGACCAGUGGAUCAUUAAGCCUUGCGACGCGAUGCCUCUGACAGUGGCUACGCUCGCUGAGCAGGCAGGCUGAGCAAAGAAUCAGCCGGGAAACGAAGAAUAAAUACGGUAUUGAUAAACUUGUUGCAGCACUGAUAUAUAAUCAUGUCGAGUAAGGAAGUGAAAGCUGUGCUGAAGACUGCCAGAGAAGCAAUAAGAAAUAAAGACUACAAAGAAGCACUCAAGCAAUGCAAGGCAGUACUAAAACUGGAGAAGAAUAAUUACAAUGCCUGGGUGUUCAUUGGUUUGGCGGCAGCAGAACUGGAGCAGCCUGAUCAAGCCCAAGCUGCUUAUAGAAAAGCUACGGAGAUUGAACCAGAGCAGUUACUAGCAUGGCAGGGUUUGGGAAACUUAUACGAGAAAAUCAACCAAAAAGAUUUUAAGCAGGAGUUGCCAAAUGUAUACCAGAAGCUUAUGGAACUUUACCUGAGUUCUGAGAAGCAAAAGUGGUAUGAGGUUUGCCAAAAGCUUGUAGAGCUUUAUCACCAAGACAAGAACUAUUUGAAGGUUGCUCAAACAUGGCAUGAAUUCAUUAAGAUGAAGCAAGAUGAAGAUGUCAAGAACAGUGAACUUUAUGAGCUCUGGAAACGGAUGACUCUGUUAUUGGGACAGGAUGUGGAGAGCCAUGACCGUGAAACACAGCAACUGCUAAUAACUGCAUUUGAAAAUGCGAUUUCCUGUGUGGAAGAGGUGCCAAGUGAGGAACAUAGAAUGCUCUAUCAACACUUCAUUUGCUGUUUAUCUAAGCUCCCGUCUGAAGAAACAAAGUUAAAGGAGAUGUGUGGCAGUAUGGCUUCUUUGUACCCUUCCCUCUGUUACCCUCUAGAAGUCCUUGCUUUGCUGUACAUUAACUCUGAGGAUGUAAGUGAAGAAGCUUGCCGGUGUUACAGCAGUCUGGUGGAACUAGAACCCUUGAAUGGCGCAGGUCUCAUUGGUGCCGGCAUCAAAGCUCUUCAUGAUAAAAACUAUGGAACAGCUUCUGAAAACUUGUCUCAAGGAUUGCAGAAAGUGAGCUCCUGUCCUUCUGCAUGGUGUUAUCUGGCAAAGGCCGAGCUGAAAAUACAUAAAUCUGCCAAGGCUAUAUUAUCCUGUGAACAAGCUAUUAAAGCUUUGACACAGGCCGAACCAUCAUCUAGAAGCAUUCUGCAGAAAAAUACAGCCCUUCGGCUGAAGGCGGAAGCCCUGGUGGAAAGCAGCGAUUUGCACAGUGCUGGUGAGGCAAUCAAAGCAAUUGAACAGAUCUCUGAUGGCGAUAACGAUCCCGAAAUAUGUGCUAUAAAAGGUCAAGCGUAUCUACAAGAAGGAUCCGUGGAUCUGGCUUCACAGAUUUUAAACAAGCUUAGACACUCAUACCCUCAGCUGGCAGAAACAUUUUUCCUUGAAGGCCAACUUUAUUAUUAUCAGAAGAAUUAUUCUGAUGCAGAGAAAAGUUUUCAGCAUGCAAUUGAAAGGAAGCCAGAAACUGCAGUCUAUUACUACUACCUUGGGUUGACUUAUUGGUAUAUGAGUGAAGAAACCAAGCGAGACAAGACAAAGGCAAUUACGCAGUUCUUGAAGUCUGCAAAACUGGACCCGUAUUUGCCCAAAGUGUUCUGUUACUUGGGCCAUUACUACAGAGAGGUGGCUGGCGAUAAAGGCCGCGCUCGUGGCUGCUAUAAGAAGGCGUUUGAGCUGGAUGGGAAUGAUGGAGAAUCAGGAGCUGCCGCCGUUGAUAUCAGCAUGGAGCUCGGAGACAUGGACAGCGCUUUAGCAAUAUUAUCCGGCGUGACGGGAAAGGCCAGUGCAGGGUCUGCGAAAUGGGCCUGGCUCCGACGGGGUCUCUUUUACUUGAGGGUCGGUCAACACUCAAAAGCAGUAUCGGACUUUCACGCUGCGCUGAGAGCGGACCCCAAGGAUGCAAACUGCUGGGAAUGUUUGGGAGAAGCGUAUUUAAGCCGAGGUGGUUAUACAACGGCUCUGAAAUCCUUUAUGAAAGCCAGCGAACUAAGUCCAGACUCUGUGUACAGCAUGUACAAGAUCGCAUCUAUCAAGCAAAUCCUGGGGACAUACAGAGAGGCAAUAAUUGAAUACCAUCAAAUCAUAAAGACAUCUGGAGAAUACGUACCAGCGCUUAAAGGUCUAGGUGAAUGCCAUCUAAUGCUUGCAAAAGAUGCUCUUGGGGACUUUUUGGAUGCAAAGGCAGUGGACUGCAUAGAAAAAUCAUUACAAUUUCUAACUAGAGCCGUCCAGCAACGUCCUGACCUUUCGUGUUUGUGGAAGCUACUUGGUGACGCCUGCACUUGUUUACAUAGAGUUUCACCAUCCAAAGUCAAAGCGAAUGUCCCUGGGGCACUGGUUGGCCAGAACGAGGGACUACAGAUCAUGGGCAAAUCAGGAAUCCUGGAACUAGGGGGGAGGUGUUAUGGCCGUGCACUCAAACUCCAGCCCACAGCGAACCUGUGGUGUGAUCUUGGCAUCAAUUACUACUACCAGGCACGGGACUCCGACAUUAUAAAGAGUAACUCCGAUGGCUUAUUGGAAAAAUCAUUGCAGUGUGUUAAAAAGGCUGUGAUGAUGGACAGCGGUAAUUACCAGUACUGGAAUGUUCUGGGUGUUAUUUCUUCCUCCAAAGGUAUCAAUAACCACGCUUUAGCACAACAUGCUUUCAUCAAAUCCAUCCAAUGCGAACAGAAUAAUGUUGCGGCGUGGACAAAUCUGGGUGCCUUAUACCUGGUCAAUGAGAGUAUUGAGCUGAGCCACCAAGCCUUCAAUGUAGCUCAGUCCCUUGAGCCAUCGUAUGUGAGAUGCUGGAUCGGGCAGGCGUUGAUAGCAGAGGUUGUUGGAAGCUAUGAAACCAUGGAUCUUUUUAGACACACCACGGAGCUCCUCCUGCAUGAGGAGGGCGCGAAGGGAUACGCACAGUGGGUCUGUACAACUCUUCAAGAUAAAAGCAAAAGGAACACAGAUCUGUAUCGUUAUGGCAUUGUGCAGAUGAAUGCCGUCACUGCUGCACACCUCGCUUUAACUAAAUAUACAGAACGGAUUCGGGAUGACCAUGCCGCUUUCUCAAUGCUCGGCUAUUUAAGUGAACAUCUGAACUUGAGGAUCCAGGCCAGGGAAGCAUACGGCAGGGCCGUUUCAAUUCUUCAUGACAUGGAAGACCAAGUGAAUUAUAAUGUUGCCCUUCGUAACUAUGGCCGAUCACUAUGUGCUACGGGUCAUUAUGACGAGGCCAUCCAAGCCCACUCGACCACCCCCCUGACUGAUUUUGAUGACCUCACUGGGAUUGCUCUUGCGUACUUUAAGAAAGGAUUAUUACAGGACAGCGUGAAAGCAUAUAGGAAGGCCUUAUCCAUUGCAAAGUCCGAGCAAGAAAAAGCACAUAUCCUCACCGCACUAGCAAUAAUCGAAUACAAGCAAGGUGAAGCUGAAUCCUCAAAGACUCUCCUCUUCAAAUGCUCUGUUUUGAAGGAGCCAAGCAUUGAAAGUCUCCAAGCUCUAUGUGCCCUAGGAGUCGCAAAGCGGGACGUAACUCUAGCCACUGCCGCACUUAAUGAGCUGCUCAAACACUCCCGGGGUAAAGAUAAUAUCUAUGAAAGAUGUCUGAUUACUUCUGCCAUAUACAUUUUGCAGGGAAGAUAUGGUGUGGUACAUAGACAAGCCUGCAAAGCAAUACACAGUCAUCCUGGAAAUCCUCAGCUGUGGUCGUUACUGUCUAGGCUGGUUCCCCGUUAUGCUCCAAGAAAUGCAAAGGGUGGAGCAGUUGCUGGGUCCGUAGCUCAUAUUCUUAACUUAAGUCAGGCGAAGGAAUCCUUGUUGUAUGCAGCAGUAAAUGAACUAGCAGCUGGAACCCUUAGCACUGACAACGAGAAGAGAAACCCUCUGAAGACUUUGCAAAGAUCAGCUCGUUACUUCCCAGAUAACCCUGCGGUAUGGGCUGGAUUAAUGGCUGCUUGCAAAGCCGAACACGCCGCGUCCUUCCUCAGAGAUGUGCCGUCCAAAGAGCGUAGUAUUAAUACGGCCCUGCUGGUCUCCGUGAAAUCAAAGACCCAAACAAUAAAGAAUGUGCCCAUAAAUUAUGUCCAGGCGCUGGAGAACUGGUCUUUGUGUCAAGCUGUUUCCACCUUGAAGGACCAAGACAGGAUAUCAGAGGCUGAAAGUCUGUGCAAAAAGGCUUUGCAGAGCUGUCCAGACCAGCCAUCUUUGUUUCUUCUCUUGAGGCAGGUGGAGGCUAAGCAGCUCUUACGCUCCCGCGCUCAACUCCCUGAACCUGUCCUAGAGGAGCUGAAGAAAACUGUAAUGUCCGGCGCUACUUCGUACACAGCUUGGCAUUGGCUAGCGGACGUGUACCAGUGCCAAGGCCUGAUGAUGGAUGCAGAGAUGUGCUAUAGGAAGAGUUUGCAGCUGGCAUCACAACAAGGAAGCUGGAAUGGGAAGCUCUCCAGCCUUCUCCGCUUAGCUCUUCUUGCACUUAGAAUGUGUAUGGCACAGGAUGCUGACAGUCGCUGGCCGGCACUCCUUCAGGAAGCCACGAGUGAAGCGCUGAAAAUGACUGCAUGUCCUCUCGCCAUCCUUCUCCAAGGACUACUGCAGUUCAGUACCAAGGGCUCACGGAAAACACAUCAGCUUUUGGAGAAGGUGGUCUAUCAGAGUGCCUGCAGUGAAACGGUUGCAUCGGUUGCUCGGUGGUACCUCUUGAGGCAUUUGCAUGCCAAAAACGAUGACAUGUUAAUUGAUGUACUUUUACAAAAUGCCAAAGCAAAAGGAGAUGACAGGGUUCUCAAUCUGUACAGUCAGCUUGUCGCAGCCUCGUAAUUUCAAAAUGUAUUCAGGCCGCACUUUAUCACCCAGGACCAGAUGAACAUAUUUUAUGGGGAGCUGUCACAUGCCAGAUAACUCGCCUAUAAGCCUUAAGGGGACACUCCAGCCAAGAUAUGCGUGUUAAUGCAUAUCAUAGCCCAGAGGUCCCUUUAAAUUUCUGUCAGGUCCCUUUUGGAAAUGCAUGGAAGAUUCUGCAGAAUCCCCCCACGUUCAGGAGAUGUAUUUGGAUGAAUACAUCAAUUUACAUGUACUACAUUUACUGCCAGUUAGCUCCAGUGCUUGCUCAUGAAUGCUGGGGGUCUAUUUAAUGGGAGCACCUUCCUGCCACUGAUUGGCUGCUCGAAGAAACCAAUCAGUGACAAGAAUUGUUGGACCAUGGAGGAGGGGCUGCAGCCUGUAUGCUACAUAUUUACGAUAUUUGUGAUAAUGCAGAGCAAAAACACAAUUGUGUUAAAACGUAUUUUGUGCAUUAACAAAUUGCCCUGGCUAUGGCUUUGAUGUAUGUAGAAGCUUGAAAAUAAAUAUCUAAAUAAAUGUAAAAAUGGCAGACAAAGCAA
Spea bombifrons (plains spadefoot toad) is the source of this 5410-nucleotide messenger RNA. RefSeq names its product SKI3 subunit of superkiller complex (gene SKIC3). Bases 159 to 4847 code for a protein of 1562 amino acids. Lineage: Eukaryota; Metazoa; Chordata; Amphibia; Anura; Pelobatidae. Gene Ontology annotation, cellular component: Ski complex. Gene Ontology annotation, molecular function: protein binding. The transcript has 41 exons. The record is from RefSeq and is a predicted model, not a curated record.